Molecule: messenger RNA, 2690 nt
Organism: Rhipicephalus microplus (southern cattle tick)
Lineage: Eukaryota; Metazoa; Arthropoda; Arachnida; Ixodida; Ixodidae
Product: integrin-linked kinase-associated serine/threonine phosphatase 2C
Biological process (GO): protein dephosphorylation
Molecular function (GO): protein serine/threonine phosphatase activity
Source: RefSeq, a predicted model, not a curated record
GUGUAUUGAACACAGAGCGACAAAGAUUAGCGACCGCAUCAGCUUGCUUGCGGAAGAAUGUGCUGUGCAGCGGCGGAGGCGCUGGUUGCUGAACGCGUCGUAGUGAUCAGCGCAUGAUGUGCUCGAGCAAGGCCAUUUCGGCGCCUUCUAGCUGCUUACGCUUAAUUUAGCCGCCGUGGCCCAUCGGCUGCAAUUAUUUGAUUGCCGGUGCUGACCACUCUUUAGAUAGCCUUCAGAUGGAUUUGUUCAGCGAUCUCCCCGAGCCAGAAAGCGUGUCCAAGGCUGUUCGGCAGGAGCCCGUGGCCAAGGAGAUCCGCCGCAAACUGAUCACCAAGGCCCAGAACGACGCACUUUUCGACGAUCUGCCGUCACCGUCUUCGACCGAGCAGGAGGUUCCUCCACAACCGAUCAAAAGGCCCCGGGAUGACGAAGAGCAGGAGGACGCGCAGAUCAAGAGGCCCACACAAAGUGUCAUCACGCUCCGUGGCUUCGUGGCGGAACGCAAGGGCGAGCGGGAGGACAUGCAAGAUGCGCACGUCAUCCAAGAUGCUUACCACGCAGACAUUCCUCAAUUGCACGGUUCCAUAUGUCGGCUUGCAUACUAUGCUGUCUUUGAUGGGCACAAUGGUUCCCGAGCGUCACGGCAUGCAGCUCAGCAGCUGCACCGGCAACUUGCCACCCGAUUCCCGAAGGGCGACAUGAGCCAUGUUGAAAAGGAAAUCAAGCGAACCAUCAUGGAAAGCUUCAAGAAAACAGACGAGGAUUUUCUCAAGAGAGCAGCGAGUUACAAGCCUUCUUGGAAGGAUGGCACCACAGCUGUUCUUGUGGUUGCCAUUGACAAUACACUUUACAUUGCCAACCUGGGUGACAGCAAGGCCAUCCUGUGCAGAUACCACGAAGAGUCGCAGAAGCACAUUGCGAUUCCUCUGAGCAAAGAUCACAGCCCGACAGACUACGGCGAAAGGAUGCGCAUCCAAAAAGCGGGAGGAUUUGUGAAGGACGGGCGAGUGCUAGGUGUGCUGGAGGUGUCUCGCUCUAUUGGUGAUGGCCAGUAUAAGCGGUGUGGUGUCAGCUGCCUCCCAGAUGUCAUGCGAUGCCAGCUGACGCCAGCUGACCGUUUUCUUGUGCUUGCCUGUGAUGGUCUCUGGAAAGUCUUCACAUCAGACCAAGUUCUUGCAAGUGUGCUUGCUACUUUACAGGAUGAGACAAUAGCGGCUGAAGGGGACAAGAAAAGGACACUGGAGCUGCGAUACGAGGCUGCCUGCAGCAAACUCGCCAAUGAAGCUGUGCGGAAGCUGAGCGGAGACAAUGUCACGGUUGUCAUAGUUCACAUUGACCAAGGCAGGCAGUGAAAUGCUUGUGCAGCUUUCCGGGUAUCGUUCACUGUUCGGUUCCCCACAGGCUCUUAUGCUAGCAAUAUUGCUUUUCCUUCAGCCUCGUGUUGUCUUCUUUUUUUUUUCCCCAGUUUUUCUUCUCCUAUUGAGACAGUCCCUGCAUCUCUUGCUCAUUUUCAUGGUGUUUUUCAUUAUUUUUUAAAUGCUGACAGUUGUCUCAUUUCUUUUGUGUCAUGGAAGUUCAUUGUUUUAUUUUUUGGGAAACACAUAGGCAAGUGUUACUCACUAGUUUGUAAAGAAAUUUGUGAACGAGUCUUGGGGUGUUAAUUAUUGAAUAAAUAUAGGCGCACAAGUUCACUGUGGUUCCAUUCAAUGUGCUCGAGUUCAUCAGAAAAAAAAUGGUUGUAAUGCAAAAAAUAGAACUCUGUACAGAGGAAUGUAUCGACGACAAUGCUGUUGCCACAUUAGCUUCCUUUCAUUGUCACUCAACACUGCCUGUGCAAAUUUCUGUUCAUCACACAAAUCUCGUGUUGGCGCACAUUUGUCAUGGGUUCCAUGCUGAUUUAGUUGUGAAGGAAAAUAUUUUUAGAAAAAUAUUAGCAUGUGCAGGCUCCUAACGGAACUUAGAAGUACAAUGAAAAAACAUGCAAUGUGUUGUCUAUGGCAAAUAUGGCAACCGUUUUGAUAGGUCUACAUUUCUUCAUUUUGCUUUGUCGUACUUUGUACUUUGAUAGCUUCUACCUAAUUUGUGUGUGCUUGUGUGUGUAUGUGGCAAUAAAGAAAUGGGGGCAACAUUUGCUUCCAACCUAUAUAGUAGUGAAUGUCAAGGAAAGCAAUGAUCAUUGAAUGCUUGUUUUUUUUUUCUUUGAUUAGUAUAUGCAACAUUUACCGUUUUAUUCAUUGAUUCUUGUGGAGCAUUGAUCAUGCAGCGUCGUUUGAAAGGCUGCCUCUCGUGGGAGUGCUUUCUUAUAUACUUAUGCACCGAUCGUGUGGGAGUUUUCUAGCAAAGGAUGUAAUGCGACACUCAUUUAUUUUUCAUGUUUUUUCCAUCUUGAAGUUUACACAUCCCUUUUAUGUGCUGCCUGUUCCUUAAAGGUUGCCCUUUAGGCAGCUGCACACAUUGAAAGAUUUCUGGUCAGUGGCUUGUUCUUGCAAUGCCUCAUUUGCCUGUUGGAAUUACUGAGCUGAGCUCCUUGUUCACGCUGUGGAAAACGCACACCCUAUCUUCCUAUUUUUAUUUUCUGUGAUGGAAGUGAUAUGCGACGUAUGCAAUGCUAAAGUGUUUUGAAUUGUCAAAACUAUUGCCUGUAUUCUUUGCAAAAUGUUAUGUAAUAAAGGAACAUACAUUGCCACAUA